Ostertagia ostertagi is the source of this 483-nucleotide messenger RNA. The record is from the annotation of a GenBank genome assembly. Lineage: Eukaryota; Metazoa; Nematoda; Chromadorea; Rhabditida; Trichostrongylidae.
UCGGGCGGAUUCGGUAAAAUUCUCGGCAUAGGCGGAAGACGUCAUCAUCACUCAAGUCCUAGAUUCACAUCGCAUGGAAUCGGCUCACGAUCUCGUUCGAAUACGUUCAAGAAUAUGAUUGUCGGAGCAGCCGCCGGUUACCUAACCUACCAGGCUGGCAGAGCCAUCAUCCGAUCAAUGGCUGGACCAAUGAUGUGGAAUAAUCGACCGUACUACUGGGGAUCGAAUUACUAUCGACCGCAACGAGGACAGGAGAACGUCUGCCGAAUGCCUAUCGAUCCUUCUGAUCCACAAUUUGGAAACAUCUACCAACCGGACGGCGUAACUCGUCCACAUGAGAUCGUGUGGGGAUGUGGUUACUACGAGUACUGCUGCGGCUAUGAGUGCUGUCGCGGUGGUGGAGCGUCGACGAUCGGCGGCUACAGUGCCUCUGUGGGGUACGCGUUCGCGAUCAUCUACAUCGCUCGAGCUUAUCUAGUCUAA